CACGCCGGGGCGUGACGCGGCGGUGACGUAGAUGCAGCCGGGGAUCUUUUUAAUCCUCUGCCGCAGCAGCCGCAGCCGGUAACCAGAGGAGGGGGACGCACGGUCGGACGGAAAUGGACCGCGCACCGGUUCGUCUGCACUGAAGGCCGAGUCGUAUCUCACGGUAAUAUCAGCGAGACGCAGCGGACCGCAACGAGCUGUUGGUGAAGGCCAGACCCCCUCCUCCUCCUCCUUCUUCUCCUCCUCCUCCCACUGCUCCUCUGUGUCUGCAGCCGGUCCACAGAUGAAACGGACAUUGUUUUCGAUAUAUAUUUUCUCAGAGGCGUCCAUCGGCCUCGUGUGAAAGCCGAUCCGACGGAUCCUUCACGCCUCGUCCCCGGUUCGCCCUUUAGCGACGUCGCCGCGCGUCCCCGCGGUCCCCGUCAGCUGCUGCGCAUCAGCGAAAUAUGCAGGAUGAGCUUGUGGGGGUGACAACCACGAAAAUACCCCCGUCGAGCGAGGAGGAGAAGGACAGCCGGGAACCCGGUAAGCGACCGAACCGAACCGACGGCUCGUUCACGCCGGAUUAUAAAGCUUCGGCCGGUUGCGCACGACGCGGUCUUUGCGCUGCGCAGUCCGCCCGUGACCUUCAGCCGCACGGCCGGAAGAGACAUCAGCCGUCGAGUCAGCACGCCGAGCGCAGCCCCCGCAGAGAGUCGCCCCCGCCCCGGGGACGUGUCGCUCACCUGCCGCAGAGGCGGCCCGACCGUCGCGCUGCCGCCGACCCGCGCGGCUCUCCAGAGGAAGCCGCCGAACCCGAUGCUGCGUCGCCACCGCCCGCUUCUGUGAACCCCGACGCGAUCCAAAUGGACUCCCCCGUCGCCCACCAAAUCAACAACGGCAAUGGCAGCGCCGGCAACAUGUUGUCCGGGAGCCUCAGCGCCGCUUUCCCGAACCUCCCCGCCGCGGAGAUGCAGAGCGCCGCCUCGUCCCCCGGGUUCGGAACGCCGUGGUCCGUGCAGACCAGCUCCUCCCCCCCGCCCGCAUCCAACUCCAUCAACCACCACCACCCCAUCCACGCGAACCCCGUCAGCCAGAUGCCCGGCGCGGACCCGGACAACGGCUUCUACCCCGGCAUCCCCUCCUCCAUCAACCCGGCCUUCUUCCAGAGUUUUUCGCCGGUGUCGGCUAACCCGUGCGCCGGGGUUAACGUGCAGGGCUUCGGCGGCGCCUUCUCGCCGCAGAUGAACGUGCCGCAGCAGGCGCAGAGUCGCAGGUCCCCGGUCAGUCCCCAGAUGCACCCCCAGCAGGGCGCCUUCCUGCAGCAGAGGAACAACUACAACCAGCACCAGCCCAUGGGGAAGCAGUCUCCGUGGGGGGGUCACCAGGGGAGCGGCUGGGGCUCCGGCGGGAUGUCCUGGGGCCGGGACCACCGCCGGGGGAGCGGCGCGGGGGGGCACCACGUCUCGCCCCUGAAGAAGGCCUUCUCCAGCAACAUCAUCGCUCCGCCCAAGUUCCCGCGCUCCGCCGCCUCGCUGGGGCCCAAGUCCUGGAUGGAGGAGAACGCGUUCCGCACCGACGGCAACAGCAACACCUUGUUGCCCCUGCAGGAGCGCACCCGGAUGUACGACAGUCUGAACAUGCACUCCCUGGAGAGCUCGCUCAUCGACAUCAUGCGGGCCGAGCAGGACCCCAUGAAAGGCCGCGUGGGAUGCCCCAACCCCGGGGCGGACGGCCUCCUCAUGCUCAAUGCGCGGAGCUACGGGAGGCGUCGAGGUCGCUCCUCCCUCUUCCCCAUCGACGACAAUCUGCUCGACGACGGCCACGGCAACCAGGGCGUCCCGGGAGUCCACGGCCCCCACGGCUGCUACCCCCACCAGAACGGGGAGCGCGUGGAGCGCUUCUCCCGCAAGGUGUUCGUGGGCGGCCUGCCCCCCGACAUCGACGAAGAUGAAAUCACCUCGAGCUUCCGCCGCUUCGGUCACCUGGUGGUGGACUGGCCGCACAAAGCGGAGAGCAAGUCCUACUUCCCCCCAAAAGGUUACGCCUUCCUGCUGUUCCAGGAGGAGAGCUCGGUGCAGGCUCUGAUUGAAGCCUGCAUGGAGGAGGACGGGAAGCUGUACCUGUGCGUCUCCAGUCCCACCAUCAAGGACAAGCCCGUGCAAAUCCGCCCGUGGAACCUGAGCGACAGCGACUUUGUGAUGGACGGCUCUCAGCCCCUCGAUCCCCGCAAGACCAUCUUCGUGGGAGGCGUCCCUCGCCCCCUCAGAGCGAUUGAGCUGGCCAUGAUCAUGGACCGCCUCUACGGCGGCGUCUGCUACGCCGGCAUCGACACCGACCCGGAGCUCAAGUACCCGAAGGGGGCGGGGCGAGUGGCCUUCUCCAACCAGCAGAGUUACAUCGCCGCCAUCAGCGCCAGAUUCGUCCAGCUGCAGCACGGCGACAUCGACAAGCGGGUGGAGGUGAAGCCCUACGUCCUGGACGAUCAGCUGUGCGACGAGUGUCAGGGCGCUCGCUGCGGGGGCAAAUUCGCCCCCUUUUUCUGCGCCAACGUCACCUGCCUGCAGUACUACUGCGAGUUCUGCUGGGCCAACAUCCACUCCCGGGCCGGGCGCGAGUUCCACAAGCCGCUGGUCAAAGAGGGGGCGGACCGGCCGCGGCAGAUCCACUUCCGCUGGAACUAGAGGAGAGACCACAAGAGAGAGAGAGAGAGAGAGAGAGAGAGAGACCUCCGCCUCCCCCGCUCUCCCAAGCUAUCAGUGUAAUCCAGUACGUAACACUAUACAGUAUAUGCUAUACCUCUAUACACAUCUAUGUGGAUAUAUAGAUGUGUAUACAUAGCUAUAUAUAUAUAUAUAUCUUUUUGUAGCAGCCGAACACCACAAGCCUCAGUUUCUCACCAAAACUCCCCACAUCUCAGGCUCCAACUCUUUUGUGGUUCUUGCAUCUUUUCUAAGAGGAGAUUUGAAGAAGAAGAGGAAAAAAGAGAUAUUGAUUUUUGUAGGUUUUUAAAUUAUUAUUAUUUUUGUAUGUGAGAUUUAAAGUAGAUAUGGGAAUGGGUUUCUUUUGCAUGGUGGUCGUCUGCUGCUAUAGCCGCCCCAGGUGUGUGUGUGUGUGUGUGUGGCGCACACAUGUUCGCGGGGGAAAAAAAAAAACUUUGAUUCUCUAACGUUAACCAAAGGUAGAAAAAGACAGAAAGAAAGCAUCGCAUUCACACAUUUCUCUCCGGCAAAACACACUUUUUUUUUAACCCAUUCUUCUUCUUUAGAGAGUUUUAUUAUAAACUAAAAUCUGUCUGCGCUCACGCUGACCCACAGAGGGACACCUGAAGAUGUUGUUACCGCUAACCGUAUUCAACAGUUAUACUUCACAAGCUACUUUGGAAGCUUUGCUGCUAUAUAUACAUAUAUAUAUAGAUAUAUAUAUAUAUCUAUAUAUCUAUAUGAAUAGAUGUGUAGAUAUAAUAUUCAAUGCAGAGCCCUCUUCCUCUGUGCAUGUUGUGACGAUGUGCGACGCUACACAAAUAGCACGUAGGGUAGAAUUUACACCAACUGAAAAACCAACCACUGAAAUCAUGACUGAGGACAAAAAGUAGCACCACCAUCUUUUCCAGAUGCCUGAGAGAGAGAAAAACAAAAUCCGACUAAAUGAGUAGAACAAAAACAAAAAAGAAACGUGUAUAAACUUGCAUGCGUUGAUGUUUAUCUGUCGUCCGAUCGUUUACAUACUCAACGAUGCGACGGCGGCUCCCCCUGCGGGCGGACGCCGUCGCUUCGCCUCCUGCAGCAGAGGGUGAAAGAAAAAAAAAAAAAAAACCGAGGCGGCGUGGUGUUCAGUGGUCUGUGUCUUUGUCGUCAUGUGACUGUUCUCUUAGCGUAGACUGAGGCUCUGGUUUGUUAGAAACCUUCCAGGAAGCUCUCCUCUCCUCUCGCUCGGGCUCCUUUCGGUCGUGAAGGAAACGAGGAGUUAAAAAAAACAGAAAUGUGAACCCAGGGGACAAUCUGUGUGGGGACGGAGCGUCCGGCCGUCCGCUCGGUACUGUACUGGUGUGUCCUCGUGGUUUUUUAUCGUGGUCCACGCGCCUCCUUAUCGGUGUCCAGGCGUAACGUUACUCUAGUACUCCGUUUGUGUACAAAUACUUACCCAUCACUGGCCCUUUAAUACCUUGUUUUUGUUUCCUUUUUUGUAUUAUGCACUCGUUUUCUAUAUUCCCACCCCUCCCCUUUAAGUGAUUUUAAGCGUCCACUUAUUUAUGACCCUAAAGAAGAUUUAUCAAAUUGUUUUAUUUUUUCAUGAUUACUUAUUUAAGAUGUAGCGUGAAGCAGUGGUCUUAAGUUAUCUUUGUUCUGUAUGAGUAGAGCAGUAAAAGCCAAUAUUUUCUAAUAUAUUCUAAUGUGAUGUUGAGAGGACGGGGAGGGGGGGACUGAGGUGAAAGUUAAAGAGUAACUAAACCCCCAAACCACGACUAGCAAAGUAUUUAAACUAUUUGUAUGUGUGUAUACAUAUAUAAAAUACAUACGUAUAUAUAUGUUUGCGUUUGGCUCGUUGUUUCCCUUUCAAUUGGCUUGUUAUCGUUAACGAUGAAACAGGUGUAUCGUCAGCACGAGGCCCCGCCCUCAAUGGCGCAUAACUUAACUUACUUACUUACCGCCCCCGCGGUUAAAGCGGGCGAGUCAUGUAUGAAUCUGCACCGUCCUCACAUGUUCUGUACCAGGCGGUAAGCACGUUUGUUUGUUUGUCUUUUUAAGAUGGAGGUCAACGGAGAUUCUCUCGCUUUUUGGAGCCUCGAGUGGCCGCGGCUUUUUCGCACUUUCACACUUUGCUUCGUUUAUCAGCAGCGGGGAUUUUCCGCUGCUAGCAUGUUGCUAGCAUGUACAUAGCUGGCGCUAAUGGUAUUCCCUAGCAUACCCAUAGCACGUGUAGUCUCCAACGCGCAACAAUAGCCAGCAUGCUAGCCAUUAACGUACGCCAAUCGAAAGAGGAAACCGCCAUCUUGAAACUGCAAUUUCAAAAAUUUUGGAUGAAUGUGGAAUGUGACAUAGACAAAAGCCGAGCAAUCCACGAGGUAGUAGCAUGAAAACCAAGGUGGAAUUAGCAAGUGAGCUAGCUAACCGGCUAGAAGGGAGGAACGGUUUGUGCUCAGAUUGUAAUUCCACACCGACUACGGACUAAAUUACUACGCUGUGGGAUUUGGUUACUCUUUAAAUAGCGACCCCCCCCCCCCCGCGCCGCCACGUGUGGCUUUAGUUCUCGUAAACAUGUUUGAAUAUCAUCACCUGUAACACUUGACUCGUGCUGUUUUUGUGAGGUUGUAUUUUCUAUGUUUUAACACUGUUACUUUGUCCUGUAUGCGUCCUUGUUUUUGUAAAAAAAAAAUCAUAUUUAUUUCACUAUUUUUGUAGACAAAAAAAAAAACCUAUUUGAUUUUGAUUGUAUUUUUCUAUUUAAAUAGGAUUAAUUAUUCAAUUAAUUCCCCCACUUUGAUAAUUAUGUCCAGAAGUUCUGUUCAGAGACAAAGAAUCAUGUCAUCAGCUACAACAACAUCCACGUUUUUGAUAAGACAGUUGACUUGUUUUGAUACACAUUUUCAUUUGAAGGAAGGUUUUAUCAUUUUCUUGGAAGACACUUGAGAUUCUCCCCUGUUGCAUCGAGGCCCCUGGCUGCCUGUCCUCGCGGAUGCUCUGAAACUUGAAUAAAUAACACAUUUUGAAAGGCUGACUAACCUCGAAUCUGUGUUGUGAUGUGCAAUACUGUUUCUAAUGUUUGUAUAAAAAGUAAGAACUACAGUGUAAACCUUUUUAAUGCAGAUUUAUUUUUUUCAUUGCAUAUUUUGCAGAUUUCUGAUCCACAGUGUCAUUUUUUACUGUCAGAAAAAAUAAAAACCCCGUUUUUUCAUUGCAACUAUUUUUAAAUCCAGAUAUCUUUGUACUGAUGUAAAUGAUUGUAGUUAUUUUGGAUAGUGUUUUGCUAACAAAAGGAAAUACUUUUUCAUGCAUAUUUCUAUUUUCAUUUCAUCUUGUUUUUUCCCAUGUUUUAUUUUGUUUAAUAGUAGCAGAGUCCUUGGAAUCAUUUUUUCAUCGGUAUACUUUUGUAUUUUUAUGUGGAAAUCACUAUAUAUAAUAUUAUGAUGCUAAUUGCUAAGAUAUUAUUUAGAGUUUUAAUUAUUUUUAAAGCAUACUAUUUGUAAUUUUAUUGUCAAAGCUACUAAUUUCUAAAUCUAAAGGUUUGUGUAGAUUCACAAAAGUGGUUUAUGAUGUGUUUGGAUUGUAAUUAUUACUGAAUGGUUCUUUGAUAUGCAAAAUGAAUAUCAUGUUUAUUUUUAUUUUGUUGGUUUUGUAUUUAAAUGGGGUGUUGAUUACAAUCUUGUUUUUCCUUUCACUUCCUGAAUAAAGACCCAUUCUGUUUGGACACAA
Molecule: messenger RNA, 6392 nt
Organism: Pungitius pungitius (ninespine stickleback)
Lineage: Eukaryota; Metazoa; Chordata; Actinopteri; Perciformes; Gasterosteidae
Gene: cpeb2
Product: cytoplasmic polyadenylation element binding protein 2
Exons: 11
Coding region: 447-2663 (738 amino acids)
Biological process (GO): negative regulation of cytoplasmic translation
Cellular component (GO): cytoplasm; synapse; nucleus
Molecular function (GO): mRNA 3'-UTR binding; translation factor activity, RNA binding; ribosome binding
Source: RefSeq, a predicted model, not a curated record